AUGCGCAAGUACGCCUGUAUAGAUCCAACGGCUAAUCGGGACGAAAUAUAUAAGGAGAGCCUGGCUGUACAUGGCCAGGCCAUGCAGGUACUGGUGCGCCAGGUGCGGCUGCGGAAGGCCGCAGAGCAGAGGGCAGCCACGCUGGAGCGCCAGCUCAAAGCAGCAAAGCUGCAGCUGGAGGUGGAGCAGGCGGCUGCCUGUCUCCUAAAAGAUGCAAAUAAACCCAAACCCAAACUGACAGCAGACAAAACCAUCACACCAGUAGGAGGCAGUGUGACACUGAGCUGCUCUGUGGACGGUUCUGCUGACUGGAAAUACGACUGGUUCAGACAAACCUCUGAGUCUUCUGCACCUCAACUCAUAAGAAAUGUUAAUCCAGACAGAGACAUAAGUGUUUAUCUAGGAGGCAUCUACUACUGCAGAGGAGGAAGAGGAGACUCAGUCUUCUACACAGAGGACAGCGACACAGUUACUAUUCAGGAAACUGUUUCCAACAAGGCAGUUGUGACUCUGCAACCCAACUGGUCUCUGAUAUACAGCGGUGAGACAAUCACUGUCAGAUGUGAGAUACAGAGAGGUGGAAACACUCGAUGGGAAUUUGAAUGGAGAGAAAACAAUGUGGUCUCACCUCAGAAAGAUAAAGAAUUCAGAAUCAGUGCUUCUUCUUCCAGUAAUAUAAACCUCAUGUGUAAGGGUAGAAGAGAUUUAUAUUCCUCUACAGAGUGGAGUGAAGCCGUCACACUGAGACGAUCAUUGAAUAAAGCCGAGUCGACACUGAAAGUAGACAGAAACGUCAUACCAGUAGGAGGCGAUGUGACACUGACCUGCUCUGUGGACUCCUCUGCUGAUUGGAAAUACUACUGGUUUAGAGAUUAUUCUCCUCUUCAGCCCAUAACAAAUGUUAAACCAGUUAACAAGGUCUCAGAAGGAGGCAUCUAUUACUGCAGAGCAGGAAGAGGAAACCCAGAGAUCUUCACAGAGUUCAGCAGAACAGUCACUGUUUGGAAAGCUGUUCCAAAUAAGGCUGUUGUGACUCUGCAACCCAACUGGACUGAGAUAUACAGCGGAGAGACGAUCAUGCUGAGAUGUGAGAUCCAUGACGGAGACACAGAGUGGGAGUAUGAAUGGAAGAGUCCCCAUGGCACAUAUCCAAAUAACAAUGAAUACAGGAUUAGCAAAGCUUCUUCACACCACAGUGGAAACUACAGGUGUAGAGGCAAAAUGAAAAAUGCAGAACAUAUUUCAACAGAGUGGAGUGCUGACAUCACAUUGACAGUAUCUGAUAAACCACCUGUCCUCACUGUGUCUCCAUUAUGGCUGAGUCCUGGAGACUCAGUAACUCUGAGCUGUGAGGUUGAACAUCCAUCUGCAGGAUGGAGGUUUUACUGGUAUAAGACUGUUCCCAAACUAUCAGACUACUCCUACAUCUAUGAGCUGCUACCUGGUAGCAUCAAUGGGACUGAACAGGAUUCCUACAUCAUUCAUGGACCGACACACACAGCAAGAUAUAAGUGUAGAGCUGGAAGAGGAGACCCAGUGUAUUACACUCAAUACAGCAAACCUGGGUUUGUUUGGUCUGGAGAUGUUCAUUCAGCAGUGACUCUCAAAGUGAGUCCUGACAGAGUGCAGCACUUCACCUCUGACUCUGUCUCACUGAGCUGUGAAGGAAACUUUACUGGGAGAGUGAGGAGGUUUCCUGAGGGUCGCUACAGGUCAGACUGUAACUGGAGGUCCAUGACUGAAUCCACAUGCAACAUCUACAGUUAUCAUCAGAGUGAUGCAGUGUACUGGUGUGAGUCUGGAUCAGGAGAGUUCAGCAAUGCCGUCAACAUCACUAGACAGAAUGCAGAUAUUAUCCUGGUGAGCCCUGUGCAUCCUGUGACUGAGGGACAGUCUGUUACUCUUGGCUGCAAACUGAGGACAGGAGAAUUACUUUCCAACGUGUUUUUCUAUCAAAAUGACAAACUUAUCCAAAAUGAUACCAGAAGAGAGCUGAAUAUCUCUGCAGUGUCAAAGUCAGACGAAGGUUUCUACAAGUGUAAAUACUCAGGAGAAGAAUCAGCACAGAGUUGGAUGUCAGUUCAGGCAGUGUCCAGACCUGAAAACUCUUCAUCUCUUAUUCCAUUAAUUGUUGGGGCGGUUUGUGGAGUUGUAUUUAUUAUUCUCCUGAUCCUGUUGUAUCUCUACAGACCAUCCAAAGAUUCUCACUCUGUCAGACCAAUCCAGUCUAAGAGCACCAAUCAGGACUCUGCCACACAUCACAUGGUCAACCUGAAUGAAACUCAAGAUCACAUCUACAAUUCUCUUCUCCACGGUGAUGUUUGUGUCUAUGAAUCAAUCAGAGGCUCUGAAGACCCUGAAAACGGUAAAGUAUAA
Molecule: messenger RNA, 2376 nt
Organism: Scomber japonicus (chub mackerel)
Lineage: Eukaryota; Metazoa; Chordata; Actinopteri; Scombriformes; Scombridae
Exons: 13
Coding region: 1-2376 (791 amino acids)
Biological process (GO): cell surface receptor signaling pathway
Molecular function (GO): transmembrane signaling receptor activity
Source: RefSeq, a predicted model, not a curated record